Molecule: messenger RNA, 1308 nt
Organism: Neoarius graeffei (lesser salmon catfish)
Lineage: Eukaryota; Metazoa; Chordata; Actinopteri; Siluriformes; Ariidae
Biological process (GO): monocarboxylic acid transport; transmembrane transport
Molecular function (GO): monocarboxylic acid transmembrane transporter activity
Source: RefSeq, a predicted model, not a curated record
UCUGCCUUUCUUGUGUUUGGGCUGAUGUUUGCUUUCGGGGUGUUUUACAUGGAAAUUUAGGACCACUUUGCAACUAUAGCAGCAGGCAGCGCAUGGAUUAUAUCCAUCUCUGUAGCAGCUGUACACAACGGAGCUCCAGUUGGCUCUGUGUUCAGUGCAUGUGUUGGCCACAGAGUUGUGGUGAUGCUGGGAGGACUGCUGAGCAGUGUGGGCAUGGUGGCUGGAGCAUACGCCAAUCUGUUCCAGUUUUACAUCACUGUGGACUUUCUGACAGGCCUAGGCUACGCUCUGACCUGGACCCCCAUUGUGACCAUGCUGGGCUGCUAUUUUGAGAUGUGUUGGCCUCUUGCCAAAGCUCUUGCCAACCCAGGUGAAUGAAUCAUCACUUUCCUCUUCACGCCUUUCUUCCAGUUCCUGGUCGACAAUUAUUCCUGGAGGGGUGCCAUGCAAGUAUUGGGAGCUGUGCAGCUGCACCUGUGUGGUGCACUGCUGAGGCCACUCAGUGUCGUCUCUGAUGAGCUUUCCACAGAUUCAAGCAGACUCAAGCUUCAAUCCCUCUCCCAAAUGCAUCCAGAACCACAGGAGUCUCCUAAUCAGAGCCCUGACUCACGAACAAAAUCCAGCAGGACACUAGAAGUCCUAAGGAGCAAGACUCUGCAUUACAUGGACUACUCAUUAAUUAUUAACCCUCGCUUCAAAGCUUACUGAAUAUUUGCUUUGUUUGCAGUGCUUGUUUUCUUUGCUCUUGCUCUCUUUCUGGUGCUAUACAUCUGUAGCCAAGGCAUAGAGGACUACAAGGUGGCUGCUCUUAUGUCCAUCUACCUGAUUGGUGGGGUUUUGUUUGGGUCGGUGGCCAAUAUGAGGCUGGUGGAAAUCAUUCAUCAGAUGACAGUGAGUGUGAUUCUUCUGGACAUCAUUCUGCUGGCCCAUCCAUUGGCCAUCACAUUUACCCAACUGGCAUUGUUCAGUUCUGUGUAUGUCCUGGUGUUUGAAGCCACGAUGGCUGUUCACAUCACUGUGCUGGCGGUGGUGGGGUUGAGCAGACUGGGCAGUGCACUUGGUUUCUUCAUGCUAAUCUGCAGCAUUAGAAGACUCCUGGGGCCACCAAUGACAGGCAUCUUCACAGACAAAAUCAACAGCUAUAGUGCACGUUUUCUGAUGGCAGGCACUGCUCCUAUAAUCUCUGCACACUUCCUGCUCUUGCUGCAUCAUAUCACCAGGAAGCCACAUUGGCACACAAAACUAAGAGCAGAGGUGGACAAAUGUGGAUGUGGGGUCAUGCUGCUGCCUCUUGUCAACAGACACUGA